ACAAGGCCUGCGCCCAACCCCAGCGGGGCAGAAGCGAUUGGCCCCGCCCCUUGCUCGGUCGCUGGGUUCGUGCUGUGUGAGGCCUCCCCGCCCCCUGCACUGUUCCUCCGGGCCCUGUCGCGUCGGGAUGAGCCGCGCUUCCCCAUGGAGACCAAACGGGUCGAGAUUCCCAGCAGCGUCCUGGACGAUCUGUGCAGUCGAUUCAUUUUGCACAUUCCGAGUGAGGAAAGAGACAAUGCAAUCAGAGUGUGUUUUCAGAUUGAACUUGCCCAUUGGUUUUACUUGGAUUUCUACAUGCAGAACACACCAGGAUUACCUCAGUGUGGGAUAAGAGACUUUGCUAAAGCUGUCUUUAGCCAUUGCCCUUUUUUACUGCCUCAAGGUGAAGAUGUGCAAAGGGUUUUGGAUGAGUGGAAAGAGUAUAAAAUGGGAGUACCAACCUAUGGUGCAAUUAUUCUUGAUGAGACACUUGAAAAUGUACUGCUGGUUCAAGGAUAUCUAGCAAAGUCUGGCUGGGGAUUUCCAAAAGGGAAAGUAAAUAAAGAAGAGGCUCCACAUGACUGUGCAGCUAGAGAGGUGUUUGAAGAAACUGGUUUUGAUAUCAAAGAUUACAUCUGCAAAGAUGACUAUAUUGAACUACGAAUCAAUGAUCAGCUAGCACGCUUGUACAUCAUUCCAGGAGUUCCAAAGGACACAAAAUUCAACCCCAAAACCAGAAGAGAAAUUCGGAACAUUGAAUGGUUCUCAAUUGACAAAUUACCAUGCCAUAGAAAUGACAUGACCCCAAAGUCCAAGCUAGGUUUGGCGCCUAACAAGUUUUUCAUGGCCAUUCCCUUCAUCAGACCAUUGAGAGAUUGGCUUUCUCGAAGAUAUGGGGACUCCUCUGAUAGUGACAAUGGAUUUUCAUCCACUGGGAGCACACCAUCCAAGCUCAACAUGGAGAAAACAAGAUCCAAACUUCGUUAUAGCCAGCAGGUGUUUACAGAUGGCUCUCCAGGAGACCAGUGGACAAAGUACAGACAACCACAGCAACAGAAGCCAUAUAACAAUCAUUCUGAGAUGUCUGAAGCUCUAAAAAUAAAGAACAUGAGGGGUAAUGGUAGAAAGCAAUAUCAAGACACUUCUAACCAAAAGAAGAGGACAAAUGGGGUCCACAGUCAGCCAACGAAACAGAACCAUACAUUGAAAUGUGAAAAAAAACUUAAUCCAAGAAGACUUCAGGAUAACUUUGAAACAGAUGCAGCAGCGUAUGAUGUGUGUUUCUCCAUUGAAGACCUGCUGGAACAUACAGAGGCACACUCUGUGGCAUGUAAUGGUCAUUACAAAAUCACUUUCUCAUCAAGAGCUUUCUUGAGCUUCAAGUUUGACUAUGAUGCCAUAAUGAAAAGUUUUGACCUCUGACAGCAAACCUAUUAUGGAUGAACAAAAAUCAAAGACUGACCUUUUGCAGCAAAAGUUUUCAUUUAUUACAAAAAUACCUGGCUUCCUCACUGAGGAACCCCAAACAAAGGCUGCAGAAAACAGGCCUGAUUUUAUGAAAUCUAGCAUAAAUGUGAGUUGAAAAUAAAUUUGAUAAAUAUGCAAUAAUUUCUAUUUCUUUGUGUACAAGGUACUGUUUCAGAAAUAUGUAUUGACACAGUUUCCUUCUUUCUCGAGGUCUCAAACAGCUUAUUAAAUGUGUUUGUAUAUGACCUGCCUUUGGGUUUCAGGGUGCCCUGCACUGUGAACAUUUCAGAUUGUUUACUCUUACUAGUUUUGUAUGUCCUUUUUAUGUGUUUUAUGUUCAAAAUGUUAAAUGAAUCAUUUUAUACUUUGUAUUCCAAAGUGUAGGAGUACACCUUACAGGAAUGUCUGUAAAAGAGUGAAGAAAUAGCAAAUGGAUGAUUGAGUUUCAUUCAGUGGAUUUUUUGGUUUUCAGAGUGGGUGGGCAUUUGGUGAGGCAAGAUUAUCUAGUCCAAUUGACUGUGAAUGGACUUCAGAGAUCUAAGUGCUUGUUGGUGUGAAGAUGCUUGAAAAGUAAGCAUGUCAGUUUACUGUGCUUGGAAUAAAACAACUCACCUGCAGUUGCUAAUCAAAUUGUCGCUCACUCAUUUGUGUCCUUGAAGUUAAGAAUCAUGAAAUUAUGAGGAAGAAUGUUUAAUGGACAAAAAGCUCAAUGCAGGUACUGGAAAUUCUGGAAUUAGUUCACGUAGCAGUCACUAGUACUACAUAAACAGUAAUUUAUUUUAGUUUUUUAGUGCAGUUGUAUGCAUUUUUCCCCCAAUUCUUUUUAUGCAGUGUGGAGUUUUGGUUUUUAAUUUUGGAGGAUUUUGUGACUAUAGACUAAUUUAGCAUGUUUUGUAACUUGAUUGUCUUUAAAAAUUUCCAUUUUUCAAUACACAUUGCGUGCUAUUGAAUCCUGCACAGAGUUUGAGCUCUGGAGAUAGAGGUAUGGAGAGGGGAAAAUAUUUUAAUUCACAAUUGAAAGAUUCCCUUUCUGUAUGUUUAGUUUAUAGUAAGUCUCUCUUACAAAACUACAGGUUUACAUACCGUGCUCUGAUCGUAGUUUACUUUGGAGAUCUACAAAAACAAUGUUCACUGUGUUUACUCUUUGACUGUUUAAAAUGCUGCAUGUAUAACCACUGCAUUUGAAUGUUAAGGCAGACUGUGCAGUCUGGUUAUUCCUAACAUGUUUCCAAUCAGAUUGUCAUUUUAAUAUGAAAAGUGCAUUUUCUUCUGUGAUCACUGAUUUUAAGUGGGUUUUUUUCAGUGUGAUUUGCCCCCCAACCCCCACUGCCUUCAUCUUUGGCUGGCCUGAAUCAAGCUCUAUAUCCAUGUUGGAACUUAAAGUGUUACUGUUGGGCCAUAUGGCCAGUUUUAUAGUGUUAGCUCAGUGAGCUUUUCAUUUUUAGCUACCUGGUUCAAAUCCUGAUUUAACAAAUCAUACUGAUUACUUCAGUCUAGGAGCUAGAAUGUCUUGAGUUAUUCCAGUGUCUUUUCUCUGGGCUAACCCCAAGGUGCACUAAAUUUGUAAAACUAAAUUUACUGGAAUUUAUUCUAAUCUAUGUUGGGAAGCCAAAACUUUUGGAAAAAUGAGCUUGUGGAAUAGUAUAAAUCUCCUUUAUAGACUUAAGUAAUUUGCAGUUUAAACAUAGGCACAAGACUGUUGUUUUAGCUUUGUUGAUAUAGGUUUCAAACUGCUUUUGGAAUUACACUAGACGAAUUAUUUUUUUUUUCAACCUUUUUGUGGACCUUAAAAAAUUUCAAAUGGAGGUGUGGGCCCCUUUGGAAAUCUUAGACGUAGUCUGUGGACGCCCAGGGGGCUGCAAAUCACAGGUUGAAAACCACUGCCCUGGACUGACUUUGAGUCUACUUCAGCAUUUUAGUGUUGAAGCAACCAAAAUAUUUAAGAUGUGGAGUUUAUGCAUGAAAUUAAUUCACCCAUAAUAGAAAGUGCACUAUGAAGGCUCUCUUACAGUAAACGAGGCUUAGAAAGUUAAGCACUGGUCAUGCUCCCCCCCCCCCUUUUUUAAUAUAUAUUUGUAGCAAUGUUCUUAUUCAUCAAUGGAGGGAGCAAGAGAAUGGGCUAAAAGCUAGUAUUUGCACUGUUUUUUAUACUGUACGUAAGCACUGAUAAGAAAUGCAGUGUGUUCUUUUCCAAGUGUGCAUUUCACUACUGUUCCAAGUAAGUUAUAAGCCUUACUGUGAGGGUGUGAUACUGCAUAUGUAGCAAUUCCUUCCUUCAUAGUCACAUUCAGCAUCAUGCAAGAACAAAUGUCUCAAUUUUAAAUGUUGUUCUACUGACCUAAUGCUUGGGUUUAACUUUACAGUGACUUUAGAAACCAUGAAAAUCAAUGUUUGCUUUUUUCUUUAAUCUAAUGUGACUCCAAUUUUGGGACAAUCUGUAGGAAACAUGAACCAAAAUGAUGGCACGUUCUGUAUUACAGAAAGGCCUAUGCUCCUGAUAGUUUGCCAGCUAACACAUACAGGAUAUUUGGGGAAGGAGCAGGAUGGGAUUUAAGGAGUUUUACUCAAUGGCUUGUGAAGGUAUCUGUUCAAAUGAUUUCUGGCUGGACAGGAAGAAAAAACAUACCAUUUGGUAAUUCUGCAGGAAAAAGAACUUGUGUGUAGAAAUAACUUGUUCAUAUUUAAUUUAACAAAACUAUACCAUGAAAUUGUUUAAAACAUUCAUACUGUAUGAAUUAUUUGUUCAAAAGGUAAAUUGUACAAAGAGGUGAAAACUAACUUUUAACUUGCUAGUCUUUUAUUACAUAUCUUUUAAUAAGAUAUAGAAAUCAUGGUCUAAAUGUUGAAAGUGCCACAAAUUUUGUGAUGAGAAAUGCAACAGGUUUUUCAAUGAGAUGUUGAUGUACAUAAAAUGCUAUAAUUAAAACUUAAUUUGCUUUGCUGAUUGUGACAAGAACAUGAUUGAAUCUUGUAAGCUCUCUUGAGGACAUUCGGAUAGAAUUAUUACACUAGGAGGGGAUCACCUUUUAUUCUCACCAGUUUGGAACAGUCUUGUUACAUAAAAAAACAUUAGAUGAAAUGGUAUGCUAAUAAAUCCUAAGAGCUACCUGAUUUCUAGAGAGCAAAUAUAUUUCUCAGUCUUCUAACAGACAACCACAUACAAUAUCCAAAGAAAAAUUAUUCCAUGUUGUACAAAAAAUGUCUAAGUUCUAUGAUUGUCUUGCAGAAACAUAAGCAAUGACAAGGAUUAGUUCUGGGAUGAGGAAGUAUUCUGUUGUAUAGGCCAGGUAUGAGUGAUACUUUAAGAAUGAGGUCCAUCUUUACUGGUGGUAGGUGUUAAAUGCUCAUAUUGGCUUAAAAAUGUAUUUGUAGUAUUAUGCUAAUUAAACAUGAAAAGUUACAGUUUUAUUCAGUUUCUAUGAGCUAGUCCUGAAGAGCACCAUUCAACUCUUAAAAUUUAGGUAAGAUCUGUAACCAUACUAACAAAUAUUUACAUGUAUUUUUGAAGCAUUGUGUACAUUCACUGAUCUAGAAAUUGAAGCACAUCGUUUGUUAGACCAUUAACAUUUAGAGUCAUUGGCUGUUCCUUUGUAAUUCUGAUAGUAAAAAAUGCUUUAAAGUAUGACUGGAUAAAAUUGUUAUGUUCAUACUUCAUUAUUACAGUAACUGUUGGCGGUUUGAAAUUUCAUGUCUGUGCAGCUUACAACCUUACACUGUAGAAUGUUUUGACUUAUAUUGCCUUAAAUGCCCAGUAGUAGCACUGAUUCUACAUGUGCCAUUUACAAGCGCGCUAAAGUUAAAACUGACUGGAGCUGGAUUCUGAACUUUUUAAAGACAAUGUGAGCAGGACAUAAGGGGAUGCUUUUGACAAUGUUUGGAACCUUGGAUGAGAGGAUUUACUGUCAGUGCUUUUGAAGUAUUUGUGAAAUGGAGUGAUUUGUCAUUAAAAGAAUCAAAUGUGUUCAACUGUCUAUAUGUACCCUUCCAAUGUAUAAUUGGAGGGCCUGUUUCAUAUUCUUCUUGUACAUAUUCUCUAUAAAUUUAAUGAGGUAUCUGCAGACCUACUUUUAAGUUUAAUACAGUCCUGGGAAGCUGUUCCUACUUUUUUUUUUUUUUUUUUUAAUAAAGUAUAGGGGAAUGGAAAGGUGGUAAAACUUCUGUUUUUCUACUAAGAAAACAGAACAACUCCACUUAAGGCAUCUAUACUAAUGUUGGAAUUGACAUAAUUUAGGGAUAUUAAGAUUUUUUUUUAAUAGCAUUGUCAAAAGUGAAAAUAGGUAGGUUCAUUUAGUCUGUACCAUCUAUCAAAUCUUCAAUACAUGAUUGUCAAGUUAAGUUUUAGAGUGUAUGUAACUAGUUACAGGACUGAAACUAAUAAGUGAAACCCAUACAUUAGCAUUAGAAAUAUUUAUUCAGAAUAUAAGAACAUUUGUAAAAUAAAAAGUAUUAUAAAUGUCUCUGUAUAAAUAAAUGCAGUUUUUACAAUUCUAUAUCAAAUAAACACAAAACUAUUUUACAGCAGCUAAGGAACUAAAAAGCAGAACACGGUUAAGGCAAAUCAAUUAGGUGAAAAGUCUCUAAAAUUACAACAUAUAGUACAAUGUUAAGUGACAUUUUUAAAUGAAAAACUUCCAGUAUAAACAGUGGAAUACUGACGUUAAUGCAAACUUAGUCACAUGUGCUUUCUAAUAACUAACAAUACAUUCAAGCUGGUGUAAAGGUUUUUUAUACCUUUUUAAUUAGAAAAGUACUUUUUCAGAACAAUAUGAAAUAUAAAAUUUCAUGCACUGUAUGACACUCAAUUUUUAAAAAGUCAUAAGAACAAGAUACAAAUUAAUACUCUUGCACUUGUCUGUUAAGAGACUGAAGGAGAAUUGAAUAGGUUCUUAUAAAUAGAACCUAACUUAUCUAUUGAACUCAAAUGAGGUUUUUUUUUAAAUUGUGGGAGUUGGGUGGCAAUGUCUACAGGUGAUGUAAGUUACUUCUGAAGAUAGAAUGCACACUUGUCAGUUCAGAUAAAGACUACAUAAUACUUCAAGCUGGUGUUUCAAACAGUUGCAUAAUUAAAUAUUAGGUUUUGGAAUUUACUGUUUUAAGAUGGUCAUUUUUGUAACUAGGGCUACUGCUACUUUUAACCUCUUACAAGAAGCACUAAAACAUUGAACACAAACUCUUGAUUGGUGUAAAGCUAUUUCACCACUAUUUCCUAUUGGUCCUAUCCCCACUCCCUUUUCUAAUAUACUAACAAAUGAAACAGUACGUUGUAGGUACCCACAUCUCCCUUUUAACUGUUGGAGAUUCCAUGGCAGAGGCUGUGACAAAGCAAAUACUGUCUUGCUCAUCAUCAUGGAAGAAAUGUUGGGUAGGUUAUCUUUAAUCACCUUGAUAUGGAUUAUUUGCUGUAAAUUUUACAUCUUUAUAGCAUUCUUAAAAUGUAUUUGAAAUAAAACAAAUUGCUAAAAACAAACUCAAAAGGCAGGUUAAAAUUGGCACCAUUACAAAAUAAUAUGUAAUCCUUGUGAUUUAAAUGAGUUGGGAAACCUGUACAUCAUUCCUCAUCCCUUUGAAAUCUGAGUAAAGUUCUGGCUCAAUAUUCCUGCCUAAUAAAAUUGUCUAUACACAGGACAAUUUUGGAGAGCGACAAGGCAAGCCUAGACUGUGUGGUCAUAUAAAAACUUCUACCUAAUUCAAAACAGUAAAUACUCUACUAAACAGAACCCCUUUGCCUGAAUAAGGGGACUACAGCUUUGGACCUAUUAUCUAGCCACUUCCAUCUAGACUUAACCCUCACCAUCAGACUUAAGGACUUGAACACUGCUGCCUAAUGUAGGGCUGAUCUCCAGGAGGUAAAGUUGAUGGCUUGAGAGUCCUUGAACCUGUGGGACCUGGCUUAGUGCAUCUCUCACACUAUCAUUUCUAAGUAGGGUUGCGCACACAUUCCUUUAGCACCAGCAAAGUUAGUUCCCUGUGGUUGCAAGUCAGGUAACAGGGCUCUACCAGGUGGCCCUUCAUUUGUAAAUAAUGCUGUUUCUUUCAUUUAUGCUGGUGUAGUCAAGAGGCUGGGUUUGGCAUGGUUGCAGCUUAUGUUGUUUCAGAUUUGCUACUCAACCUUCACUGAUUUUAAGGAAAGAGAACAGCAGUUGCUGAAGGGAAUGAAAGCAUUGGAAACCAGCAUUAAGAACCAUUGAAGUUUAAAUCUCACCUAAAGCUGUUUUUAACCUGCUCCUUAAAAACCUGAAAGCAAAUCCCCUUAUUGUCCCUGCUUAACAUCUGGGAGCAGCAAAGCAUGAUACCAGCUAGGAAGGCCAAAGGCUUAGUCUAGGCAAGGAUUACUCAGGGUAGAGAGCCAUGGCCACAGCUCUUUGGAAAUACUUUAAAAGCGAAAGAAGCUUUUAGAGAGAAAUUCACAUCACUUUAAACAGGUCUAGGAAACUCUAGACAAGUCCCAAAACAGACCAAAAAAAAAAAAAACCAACAAAUUCCUGUGACAGGUGGGAAUGACAGCAGACUUUUGAAAAUCUAUUUGCCAAGGAAAGCACCUCAAUCUUGAUCAAUACUAAACAUACUAGCACUGUAGUAAUAAUAAUAAAGUUAACUGAUGCCAGGUUGAUUAAACUGAUGAGGGUGGUUUGUUUUGUUUUCUCACUGUCUGAGCACUUAAAAGUCCUGUGAACAAGGCCCAAAGGAGCUGGGAUGAGUGCCAUGUCUGAGACUACACCUUCUGCUUCCUAGAGGUGGCAACCUGAUCUCUGUGCUUCACUUAGCCUCAUUCAGUCUUACCAUGUGCUAGCUAGCAUGACAUGAGAAACGGACUGGCUUGAACAGAGAAGUCCACACAUUAUAA
This is a messenger RNA of Trachemys scripta elegans, 8290 nucleotides long. RefSeq names its product decapping mRNA 2 (gene DCP2). Gene Ontology annotation, cellular component: cytoplasm; P-body. Gene Ontology annotation, biological process: deadenylation-dependent decapping of nuclear-transcribed mRNA; nuclear-transcribed mRNA catabolic process, nonsense-mediated decay. The transcript is spliced from 12 exons. Gene Ontology annotation, molecular function: RNA binding; 5'-(N(7)-methylguanosine 5'-triphospho)-[mRNA] hydrolase activity; manganese ion binding. The coding region runs from base 145 to 1401 and encodes 418 amino acids. NCBI's taxonomy places the organism in Eukaryota, Metazoa, Chordata, Testudines, Emydidae. The record is from RefSeq and is a predicted model, not a curated record.